This is a messenger RNA of Miniopterus natalensis, 2519 nucleotides long. It is a transcript of the gene KIRREL3, whose product is annotated as kirre like nephrin family adhesion molecule 3. The record is from RefSeq and is a predicted model, not a curated record. Lineage: Eukaryota; Metazoa; Chordata; Mammalia; Chiroptera; Miniopteridae. Gene Ontology annotation, cellular component: plasma membrane; cell-cell junction. Gene Ontology annotation, biological process: synapse assembly; cell-cell adhesion. Gene Ontology annotation, molecular function: cell adhesion molecule binding.
CGAGGAAUGAGACCUUCCCAGCUCCACCUGCUCCUCGCCUGCGCCUUCCUCUUCGGUCAAGAGCUGGGCCUUCAGAAGAGAGGAUGCUGCCUGGUGCUGGGCUACAUGGCCAAGGACAAGUUUCGGAGAAUGAAUGAAGGCCAAGUGUACUCCUUCAGCCAGCAACCCCAGGACCAGGCCGUGGUAUCGGGGCAGCCGGUGACGCUGCUUUGUGCCAUCCCAGAGUAUGAUGGCUUCGUUCUGUGGAUCAAAGACGGCUUGGCUCUGGGCGUGGGCAGGGACCUCUCAAGUUACCCACAGUACCUGGUGGUAGGGAACCACCUGUCGGGAGAGCAUCACCUGAAGAUCCUGCGGGCAGAGCUGCAGGACGAUGCCGUAUAUGAGUGCCAGGCCAUCCAGGCCGCCAUCCGGUCCCGCCCCGCACGCCUCACCGUCCUGGUGCCCCCCGAUGACCCCGUCAUCCUGGGGGGGCCCGUGAUCAGCCUGCGGGCAGGGGACCCCCUCAACCUCACCUGCCACGCAGACAACGCCAAGCCCGCGGCUUCCAUCAUCUGGCUGCGGAAGGGAGAGGUCAUCAACGGGGCCACCUACUCCAAGACCCUGCUCCGUGACGGCAAGCGCGAGAGCAUCGUGAGCACGCUCUUCAUCUCCCCUGGAGAUGUGGAGAACGGGCAGAGCAUCGUGUGCCGAGCCACCAACAAAGCCAUCCCUGGAGGGAAGGAGACCUCGGUCACCAUCGACAUCCAGCACCCCCCGCUUGUCAACCUGUCGGUGGAACCACAGCCAGUGCUGGAAGACAAUGUUGUCACUUUCCACUGCUCUGCCAAGGCCAACCCAGCUGUCACCCAGUACAGGUGGGCCAAGAGGGGCCAGAUCAUCAAGGAAGCAUCAGGGGAAGUGUAUCGGACCACCGUGGACUACACGUACUUCUCAGAACCAGUCUCCUGUGAGGUGACCAAUGCCUUGGGCAGCACCAACAUCAGCCGCACGGUCGAUGUCUACUUCGGGCCCCGGAUGACGACAGAGCCCCAGUCCCUGCUCGUGGACCUGGGCUCAGAUGCCGUCUUCAGCUGCUCCUGGACCGGAAACCCAUCCCUGACCAUUGUCUGGAUGAAGCGGGGCUCCGGCGUGGUCUUGAGCAAUGAAAAGACUCUGACCCUCAAGGCUGUCCGCCAGGAGGAUGCUGGGAAGUAUGUGUGCCGAGCGGUGGUGCCCCGGGUGGGGGCCGGGGAACGAGAGGUGACCCUGACUGUCAAUGGCCCCCCCAUCAUCUCCAGCACCCAGACCCAGCACGCCCUCCACGGAGAGAAAGGCCAGAUCAAGUGCUUCAUCCGGAGCACACCACCGCCGGACCGCAUAGCCUGGUCCUGGAAGGAGAAUGUGCUGGAGUCCGGGACGUCGGGGCGCUACACAGUGGAGACGGUCAGCACAGAGGAGGGUGUCAUCUCCACCCUCAGCAUCAGCAACAUCGUGCGGGCCGACUUCCAGACCAUCUACAACUGCACCGCCUGGAACAGCUUCGGCUCUGACACCGAGAUCAUCCGGCUCAAGGAGCAAGGUUCGGAAAUGAAGUCGGGAGCCGGGCUGGAAGCAGAGUCUGUGCCGAUGGCCGUCAUCAUCGGGGUGGCCGUGGGAGCCGGUGUGGCCUUCCUCGUUCUUAUGGCAACCAUCGUGGCCUUCUGCUGUGCCCGCUCCCAGAGAAAUCUCAAAGGUGUUGUGUCAGCCAAGAACGAUAUCCGUGUAGAGAUUGUCCACAAGGAGCCCACAUCUGGCCGGGAAGCCGAGGAACACCCCACCAUCAAGCAGCUGAUGAUGGACCGGGGUGAAUUCCAGCAAGACUCAGUCCUCAAGCAGCUGGAGGUCCUCAAAGAGGAGGAGAAGGAGUUUCAGAACCUGAAGGAUCCCACCAACGGCUACUACAGCGUCAACACCUUCAAGGAGCACCACUCCACCCCCACCAUCUCGCUGUCCAGCUGUCAGCCGGACCUGCGCCCCGCGGGCAAGCAGCGCGUGCCCACGGGCAUGUCCUUCACCAACAUCUACAGCACCCUGAGCGGCCAGGCCCGCCUCUAUGACUACAGCCAGAGGUUCGUGCUGGGCAUGGGCAGCUCGUCCAUCGAGCUGUGCGAGCGCGAGUUCCAGAGGGGCUCCCUCAGCGACAGCAGCUCCUUCCUGGACACGCAGUGUGACAGCAGCGUCAGCAGCAGCGGCAAGCAGGACGGCUACGUGCAGUUCGACAAGGCCAGCAAGGCCUCGGCCUCCUCUUCCCACCACUCCCAGUCCUCUUCCCAGAACUCCGACCCCAGCCGACCCCUGCAGCGGCGGAUGCAGACUCACGUCUGAGAACCCGGGGCCUCCGCAGGGAGGCGGGGGCUGGGGCCACACACGUCCUGGCUCUCCAGAUAACACGGGGGCUUUGCCGAGGACCCCAGGGCCCGCAGCCUCCGGGACAGCCCCGCCCUCCCCGAGCCCUGAUCAAGCACAAAUCUGGGUCCCCAGCAGCAGUGUGCCAGAGGGCG